GCCCGGUUCUUUCCAAAGGCCAGUCAGGCUGCUGAGGCCAAAGGAGCCAUGGCAUUAACUUGAGUUGACCCAUGAGUGCUGAUGCUGAAGGUGAGGAAGCAUCAAGGGAGGGCCAGUGCAUCAAGGACGUUGUGCGAUCCUUGAUCAAUGCCAAGGGGACAUCCUCAACCCAAUUGCAGCUUGCCAUUAACUCCUCUUUGAUGCAAGUGGCCAAGAAAAACUUUGACUUUGUGACGUUUGCUAUAUUUUCAGCCUUGGAGAAUGAGGACGCAGAUCAUCAGAGGCUGCAGUUGCUGCGGUUGCUUAGCCAACUGCUGGAGCAACGCGACCCUCGAAGCCUUGUGGUGCCGCGAACCCUAGCGAAGAAUAUGACAAGGCACUUGCUCUCGAAUCCUGGACAGCCUUCAGCUGACGUGCUUUGUGAGCUGGCACCAAUGCACCCAGAUUUGGUCUUGGGAGAAGUUUUACAAGGACUUUCCUCAGAUCUACCCAGUUUCUCCUUGGAGUUAUUGUCACAGGUUGCUGCUGCAUCUCCUGCCACUCUGAAAGAGCGCCUUAAUGAGGUCCUUUCCAAGUGCUUCAACUUGCUGCAGGGCUGCCGUGUAAUGGAUGUGCGCCUUUUACUGUUACGAACGUGGUGCUCCCUUUGCACUGCAAUUGUGAGUUGCCUUUUUCCCGAUGCCAGCCCAUUAGAUGCAGGCCACCCCUGCUUUUCGCGGCACUUCGCUGUGGCUGCCAGCCCCAUGCGUGUGCGACAGACAGCUGCAGAUCCAGACGGUCGCAAGACCACCCAAGUGAUCAGUGCAGUCUUUGCACUGCUGAUGAGUUCUUGGACCAAUUGGAAGGAUCAGAAUCUCCGAGUUGCGGUAGUGGACACUCUCGGGCAUUUGAGCUUGGUCAUUCCAAAGGAUCAAUUCUUGACCAAUGCUGAUGCAUUGUUGGAACACAUUGUUUUUCUCCUUUCGCGGCAGGGCUUAGCAUCCUCAUCAAGUCCUAUGCCACCUUUUGCACUAAUGCAGGGAACUUGCCUCGCCUUACAGGCAUGCGUAGAUGCCGACAGAGAACUACUCACCAUAGAGAAUACCUUUCAGACUCUUUGGUCUGCGCUCUUCAAUGCUGUCGUGGCUGGUGGACCUUUGCAGUAUCUUCACGGCCUUGGUCAAGAAGCCUUGCAGAGUCAGGCUGAACUCUUGCGGUGCAUGGAUGUUUUGGCUGAGAACUUUGGGACGGAGAGCUUGAACUUUUUAUUGCAGAAGGCAAAGGGCCACCGCGAGGAGCGGCUCGCUGCGCUUUUGGUGCUGCGACAGUUUGCAGGCAGCCUUUUGGCCAGCGGUAUUGUGGAAGGUGUCCAGCCGUUGCUUUCUGACACGGAUGCAGCUGUUGGCAUCAUGCUGGGGGAGCUGCUUGUGGCUUUAUCUCCUCGGCUGGCCGAGGUAGCAGCAUCCAAGCAAACUCAAGUGAACAACUUGAUUGGCUUUGUCAUCCGUCUGACCGCGCGGGCUCAGGUCGCCGACACCGAGCACGGCUACGUACCAAAAUUUGUCUCAAAGGGCUACUCUAACAACGAUGCGCCCUCGGCUGAAGAAGUCCGUAAGAGAGCAGGCUCAGUGCUGGGACAACUUGCUGGUGAUCCCAGGGGGUCAAUGAAUUUGGCUUUGUGGCCACUGCUGUUGAAAGCAAUGGUGAACCCCUCCAUGCUAUUGGGCUUGCCGAUCAUUUGCCGCUGUGUGACGCAGAUGGUGCAGUCUGAGCGAGAUGCUGCUGAACGAGAGGAUGCACCUGGAGGAGGAGUUCGUCAGGCUUUUCAAAAUUAUGGCCAGUCGGACAUGUUGCUGCUUUGGUUGCUGGUUUGUGCGCAUGCACCAAUUGAGCCCAUCGGGCUUGGCACUAGCAUACUUCGCUGCCUUGAAGCCUUAGCGGUCUUCCUCCAUCCAAUCCUUGGGCAAAUCUGGGAGGCUCCGUCAAAGCGCCUGCAGACACUUUGCGGCCAUUUGGAGG
This is a messenger RNA of Durusdinium trenchii, 1998 nucleotides long. NCBI's taxonomy places the organism in Eukaryota, Dinophyceae, Suessiales, Symbiodiniaceae. The record is from the annotation of a GenBank genome assembly.